Messenger RNA from Australozyma saopauloensis, 1719 nucleotides. RefSeq names its product 5-aminolevulinate synthase (gene HEM1). Bases 1 to 1719 code for a protein of 572 amino acids. Lineage: Eukaryota; Fungi; Ascomycota; Pichiomycetes; Serinales; Metschnikowiaceae. The record is from RefSeq and is a predicted model, not a curated record. Gene Ontology annotation, biological process: heme biosynthetic process. Gene Ontology annotation, molecular function: 5-aminolevulinate synthase activity; pyridoxal phosphate binding. The transcript has a single exon. Gene Ontology annotation, cellular component: mitochondrion.
AUGGAGGCUCUCGCUCGUGCAUCCGUCACCGUCUGUCCCUUUGUGCGGUCCCAGUCCGUAAAGGCGCUUCGCCAAAUCUCUUUGGUGGAACAAGCAAAAGCAUGCCCUUUUGCAGGCACCGCUUUGACUGUUCGGGAAUAUUCUUCUUCUUCCAAUGUGCGUAAGGCUUCUGCCGUGCCACUUUCAACCUUCAAGUCUGACGCUACCGGUCACUACUCGUUGACUGGCAAACAGUUGGCUGAGGACCAAGUGACUGUGAACCCUGCUUUUGCUGCAGAGAAGGGGUCCAACGAGUCGCUGUUUGAUUACUCUGGUUUUUUGUCCUCUGAGCUUCACAAGAAAAGACAGGACAAGUCCUACCGUUACUUCAACAACAUCAACCGUUUGGCCCAUGAGUUCCCCCGUGCGCACUUGGCCGAGGAACAGAAGAAAGUGACCGUUUGGUGCGCUAAUGACUACUUGGGAAUGGGUAACAAUCAGAAAGUCUUGGAUGCCAUGAAGGAGACUUUGGAUACCUACGGAGCUGGUGCUGGUGGUACCAGAAAUAUUGCGGGCCAUAACCAGCAUGCAAUCAGAUUGGAGGCCGAACUCGCUGCUUUGCACAAGCACGAGGCAUCCUUGGUUUUUAGUUCGUGUUUCGUGGCCAACGAUGCGGUUCUUUCUCUUAUGGGCCAGAAAAUGAAGGACUUGGUCAUCUUCUCUGACGAGCUCAACCAUGCCUCCAUGAUCCAGGGUAUCCGUAACUCCCGCGCCAAGAAGGAGAUCUGGAAGCAUAAUGAUUUGGCCGAUUUGGAGCGCAGAUUGGCUCAGUACCCAAAGUCUACUCCUAAGCUUAUUGCUUUUGAGUCUGUGUACUCCAUGUGUGGUUCCGUUGCUCCAAUCGAGGCCAUCUGCGAUUUGGCCGACAAGUAUGGCGCUCUUACGUUUUUGGAUGAGGUUCACGCUGUUGGUAUGUAUGGUCCUCAUGGUGCUGGUGUGGCCGAGCAUUUGGACUUUGAGGAGCAUUUGCGCGCCGGUAUCAACAAUAUCCGUGCUGACUCUGUCAUGAACAGAAUUGAUAUGGUCACUGGUACCUUGGGUAAAGCUUACGGUGUUGUCGGUGGCUACAUCACUGGUAAGCGUGACAUGAUCGAUUGGUUCAGAUCGUACGCUGCAGGUUUCAUUUUCACCACCUCUUUGCCUCCUGCCGUCAUGGCCGGUGCUUCUGUCUCGAUCAGACAUCAAAGAGCCACUAUUUCCGACCGUGUGGCUCAACAAAAGAACACCCGUUAUGUCAAGUCUAACAUGAGUGACUUGGGACUUCCAGUUAUUCCAAAUCCUUCUCAUAUUGUGCCUGUUCUUGUUGGAAACGCCCGUGAUGCUCGUUUGGCCUCGGACAUGUUGUUGCAAAAACACAACAUCUACGUGCAAGCCAUUAACUUCCCAACUGUUCCUAUUGGACAAGAACGUUUGAGAAUCACUGCUACUCCAGGACAUGGACCCGAGUUUGCCAAUGAGUUGAUCGAUGCUGUCGACAGUGUGUUCAAGGAACUCGACUUGCCUAGAGUGUCCGACUGGGCUGCAUCUGGUGGCCUUUGUGGUGUUGGAUCCUCCGAAGCACAGAUUGACGCGAACGUGUGGACCGACGCCCAAUUGAAGUUGACUGACAAGGACUUGAACCCCAACGUCAUCGAGCCUGAGAUUGCACCAAACGUUGUCAGCUCUGGUGUUCCUUUGUAA